Molecule: messenger RNA, 1401 nt
Organism: Apiotrichum porosum
Lineage: Eukaryota; Fungi; Basidiomycota; Tremellomycetes; Trichosporonales; Trichosporonaceae
Exons: 4
Coding region: 1-1401 (466 amino acids)
Biological process (GO): guanine metabolic process
Cellular component (GO): cytosol
Molecular function (GO): guanine deaminase activity; zinc ion binding
Source: RefSeq, a predicted model, not a curated record
AUGGUUUUCGACGGCACAUCCAGCGGCGCCGUCAACGGCAAUGGCGUUGCUUCCCUCCCCGCUGCCUCGACCACACUGUACCUCACUCCGAUCGUCCACUCGCUGUCGCUGUCCAAACUCGAGAUGGUGCCGCAUGCCCUCGUUGCCGUCAGCGCUGGGCGCGUCGCUUGGGUCGAGCACUUGAAAGAUAGGCAAGACCCCGCCGAGGCUGCUGAGAAGCACGGCAUCGAUUACGAGGCCGCGGACAAGGUCGUCGUGAGCGAGGGGUUCAUGUGUCCCGGCUUUGUGGAUACCCACACCCACGCCCCCCAGUACCCCAACAACGGCCUCGGCGGCUCCCUCCAGCUCCUGGACUGGUUGGUGGAGCUCACGUUCCCCUUGGAGCAAGAGUAUGACGAUGCCGCGUACGCUGCCAAAGUGUACAAGGAGGUCGUGAGGCGCAACCUCGCUGUUGGAACCACCACCGCAUGCUACUACGGCACCCUCCAUUCGACCACCACCCUUCUGGCCGACGCGUGCGCCGCAGCUGGCCAGCGCGCCCUCGUCGGCCGGUGCAGCAUGGACACUGGGAGCGGGACGUACGUCGAGGCCUCGGCCGAGGAAUCGAUGGCGACCACCGACCUCUUUCUGCAGCACUUUGACACGCUCCCCUCUGAAGCCCAGCAGCUCGUCAAGCCGGUGCUCACGCCCCGCUUCGCGCUCAGCUGUACCUCGCAGCUCAUGGCCGACCUGGGCAAGCUCGCCAACGAGCGCGACCUCGCUGUGCAGACGCACAUCUGCGAGAACCCGACCGAGAUUGCGCGCGUCAAAGAAGUGUUCCCCGCCAUCUCGACCUAUGCGGGCGUGUACGAGGCCCACGGCCUGUUGCGCAAGGGCACGAUCCUCGCGCACGGCGUGCACCUCUCCGAGGCCGAGCGCGCCGUCAUCCGCCGCAGCGGCGCGGGCAUCUCGCACUGUCCCGGGUCCAACACCAACCUCAACUCGGGCGCGGCGCGCGUCCUCGCCAUGCUCGAGGCGGGCAUCCCGGUGGGCCUCGGCAGCGACUGCUCGGGCGGCUGCGAGAUGGGUAUCCUCCCGCAGCUGCGCAACGCCUCGACCGUGUCCCGCGUGCUCGCGUUCGAGGGCCAAACGGCACGCAGCCUGUCCACGGCCGAACUCUUCUUCCUCGCCACGCGCGGCGGCGCCGAGCUGUGCCGCUGGGACGACGUAGGCCACUUUGAGCCCGGCGCGCAGUUUGACGCGCUCUGGGUCCGGCCCAGGUCGCCUGGCAUGUGGGUCGAAGGCGGCGAGGCCGUCGAGAUGGUGUUUGAAAAGUGGCUGUGUUCCGGCGACGACAGGGACAUUGGUGCAGUGUGGGUCAACGGCCGUCUCGUCUCGGGGGCGAGCCCCGUGGAGGCGUAG